AUGCGCGCGAAGGGCGCGAUCGGGGGGAAGGCGGGCGUGCUGCGCGCGCAGGCGAACGCGCUCAGGGCGGCGCGGUCGAGGACGCUUCGGGACGCGGAGGCGAGACGCGCCGAGUCGAAGAAACGCGCGCGAGAGCGAAAAGAGGACUCGAGAGGAGGCGAGGACGAGGUAAAAACGAUCGAAGUCGCCGUGGCGAGCGAUGAGGAGGAGACGGAUGAUGUGGACGAUGGGUACGAUCCGGCGGCGCCGAACGACUACGAGCGAACGCUCGCGGAGAGAGCGGAGCGGGCGAGACGGAGACGGGAUUUAAACGCGAACGAGGAGUUGCGAAAGGAGUUAGAAUCGAAGAGAAAAGCGAUGGAGUCGCAGAGAUCGGCGAUGGAUCGCGAGGAGGUGUUGGGGGUGGAUGGUCGAGAGGCUCGGCGACGGCGGCUGGCGAUGGGCCGAGACGCGGGCGCGAGUCGAGAUACAAACAGCGCUAGUGGCGCUCAGAAGGCGAACAAAGGGAAGAGCGCGGCGGAGAAAAUGAUGGAAAAAAUGGGUUGGACGAAAGGUCGAGGCUUGGGUAAGUCUGAGCAAGGGAUGACGACGCCUCUGGAGGUCCGAAAAGACUCGGCGACGAGCGGUAAAAUCGUCAACGCGGCGCCGGUGAUUUUCGAAAAGAAAAAAGUACCGCUGCGCGGUAAGCCGACGCCAGUGCUCUUGCUUCGUAACGUCGUGCUCGCGGGCGAAGUCGUCGAUACGCUCGAAGACGACGUCGCCGAGCACUGCGAAAAGUUUGGCGACGUGGUUCGAGUUUUCAUCUUUGAGAUCGAAGAAGAGGGUUUCGCCAAAGAAGAGACGGUUCGUAUAUUCGUCGAGUUCGUCGACACGAAGACCGCCAUAAGCGCAGGUGCCGAGCUCGAUGGUCGCGUGUUCGCGAACCGAGUCGUCAAGGCGAGCUAUUAUGAUGUCGAAAGAUUCGAAGCCGGCGAUUUGGGCCCGCAAGCGGGCGAAACGUAA
Molecule: messenger RNA, 1002 nt
Organism: Ostreococcus lucimarinus CCE9901
Lineage: Eukaryota; Viridiplantae; Chlorophyta; Mamiellophyceae; Mamiellales; Bathycoccaceae
Exons: 1
Coding region: 1-1002 (333 amino acids)
Biological process (GO): mRNA cis splicing, via spliceosome
Cellular component (GO): precatalytic spliceosome
Molecular function (GO): RNA binding
Source: RefSeq, a predicted model, not a curated record